Messenger RNA from Zootoca vivipara (common lizard), 2566 nucleotides. It is a transcript of the gene JUN, whose product is annotated as Jun proto-oncogene, AP-1 transcription factor subunit. Gene Ontology annotation, biological process: regulation of cell cycle; regulation of cell population proliferation; regulation of transcription by RNA polymerase II. Gene Ontology annotation, molecular function: transcription factor binding; DNA-binding transcription factor activity, RNA polymerase II-specific; RNA polymerase II cis-regulatory region sequence-specific DNA binding. The record is from RefSeq and is a predicted model, not a curated record. NCBI's taxonomy places the organism in Eukaryota, Metazoa, Chordata, Lepidosauria, Squamata, Lacertidae. Gene Ontology annotation, cellular component: transcription regulator complex.
UUGGGCUCCACGCUGGGAAAGAGCUCAGAGUGGGGCUGAGUGCGCGGCAGAGGAGGAGGAGGAGGCGGCGGCUUAAAGCGGCAGCGCGCCCAGCAAAGCGGCACCGGGAAAGACACCCGUGAAAGCGGCAGCAGAGACCGGGCCGGUUCGUGACGCGGAGCGCUCGAAAAACCCUCCCGUUGCUCCCCAAGGGAAGGGCGAGCGCACAGAGAGGCUCGCUUGGGCUUCGCGGUUGGGAUCGCCUGGCUGGGAUCUUGCCCGGACGUGUUUGAUCGGCCGCCGCCGCCGCAAGCGGAGCGACAGGUCUCCGGAGCCUGGGUCCCCGGAGGAGAGCCGGUCGUGCGGGAGUCCUGGGACGCCCUUCUUGCCGCAGCUUGUUAAUCGGAGACCGAAGUGGAGAUCUAACGAAGUUGCAGCAACUUUUCCCCCCACUGAAAAAGAAAACUCUUCGGGGCGAGUCAGUGACUGAGGGCCACUUCGGUAUUGGUGGGAAAAGAGACUGGGAAAGGAGGAAAAGCGGAGAGGACGCGAAACAAGUGUGUUUGAAAACUCGCGAACACUCCGGCGCAGCAUAGGACCCUCCCACGAGGAGGAGGGAGACAUCGAGGAGUCGCGGGGGGGAAAGGAGGACUUUUCCAAAGUUGUGAGACUCGCGAACCUUCAUCCCCCCCCUCCAAUUCGGAGCGAUAAGAAGCCACGUUUUAACUCCUGGGAUUCCUUGGCCGGGAGUGGGAAUUCCGCACUUCGAUAAAGAACUUUAUUCCUCUCUUUUUGGCGAGUUGUUUUUCUGGAGCUCAGCACUCGCCGAACCUUGUUCUUAGCUGAGAAAGCCUCCGCUUGUCAAAUCCAGACCUCCUUUUCGGAGUUUGGGGGCGGAAAACGGGGACAGGCGAGCCAAUGACUUGUGGCAAAAAAGCCAGACUUUAAUUCAUCACCUCGCUGUGUUACCCUCACGGAAAAGCUGUUUGAAAAGUUUUUGUUUGUUUUUUUAGAGGGGGGAAAGGGUGGUGUACGCUGUGGCACAGCUUCCUCUCCUUGUUUGUUUGCUUGCUUGUCCUAAGUAGGACCAACUUGUGGACUGUAUUCUAUGACUGCAAAGAUGGAACCUACAUUCUACGAUGAUGCCAUCAAUACGACGUUCGUGCAGCCAGAGAGUGGUACUUACGGAUUUAAUAACCCCAAGGUGCUGAAGCAGAACAUGACUCUCAACCUGGCUGACCCUUCCAGUAACUUGAAGCCCCACCUGAGGAACAAGAAUGCCGAUAUCCUGACUUCCCCAGAUGUGGGCCUUCUCAAGCUGGCCUCUCCUGAACUGGAAAGGCUGAUCAUCCAGUCUGGCAAUGGGCUGAUCACCACCACGCCGACCCCAACCCAGUUCCUCUGCCCAAAAAAUGUCACGGAUGAGCAGGAAGGGUUUGCCGAAGGGUUUGUCAGGGCGCUGGCAGAGCUGCACAACCAGAACACCAUGCCCCCCAGCGUCACCACCGCUGCCCAGCCUUCAAACACCGGCAUGACCCCCGUCUCUUCCAUGGCUGGAAACAACAGCUUCAGUGCCAACUUGCACAGUGAGCCUCCGGUCUACGCCAACCUCAGCAACUUCAACCCCAACGCACUCAACACGGCACCAAGCUACAAUGCGAGCAGCUUGAGCUACCCUCCACAACAUCACCUGAACCCCCAGAUGCCUGUGCAGCAUCCUCGGCUUCAGGCUCUGAAAGAAGAGCCUCAGACUGUCCCAGAAAUGCCCGGGGAGACUCCUCCCCUGUCGCCUAUCGACAUGGAAUCCCAGGAGAGGAUCAAGGCAGAGAGGAAGCGCAUGAGAAACCGAAUUGCGGCUUCCAAGUGCCGGAAAAGGAAGUUGGAGCGCAUUGCCAGGUUGGAGGAAAAAGUCAAAACUUUGAAAGCCCAGAACUCGGAGCUGGCAUCCACUGCCAAUAUGCUGCGAGAGCAGGUUGCACAGCUGAAGCAGAAGGUCAUGAAUCACGUCAACAGUGGGUGCCAGCUAAUGCUCACACAGCAGUUGCAAACUUUUUGAAGAGACUGGAAAGUAACUUGUGUGGUGGGGCAAAACUAAGCAAAAAAAAAAAGAAGAAGGAAGUUGGGAGGUGGAAAGCUUCACUUGGGGGGCGGGCGGGAAGGAAAGGCUGAAAGGCAUUGAUUCCAGAGAGUGCCCCCCUCUUCCCCCAAAGCAUGUGUGGAGAGAGACUGGUGUGCCUUUUGGUUUGAGGUGGUGGCAAACCAGUUGACAGUCCAGCUCCGCAAGAGGGCUGUUCUUUUCAGACAAGGCAUGAAGAAGCCUUGUGUUACCUUUUUCUUUUAACAUUGACCAAGACCUGCAUGGACCUAACAUUCAACGAUCAUUCAGUAUUAAAGGUUAAACUGCAGUAGACACUGUAGAUUUGCUUUCUCUAGUACUCCUUUAAAAAAAAUGGGGAGGGAGUUUGUGGGAGGCUAACAGAAGCUGAACUAUACUGCCUGCCUUCAAGUCGAGUUGUGUAUGUACAUAUAUAUUUUUUAUUUUAUGACAGCUGAUUAAUGUCAAUAAAACUACUUCAUGACUUUGUAA